ACACGUGCUUCAUGGGCGCGUACUGAUACUUCCUUAUCACCGACAGCAACUUUGUAGCGUUGUGCUUAUUUCUUUCCUGAAGCCGUUGCUUCAAUCUUACUCUUCUCUCCUUCCCUCAAAUUCGCCGAUCGACUCUCAUUCUUUGGUCAGGGCUAAGACUAACUGCCAAUUCCUCGCCAUGGAUCCAGCAUUUCAAAUAUCCAUAAAAAACAUCGGCGCUUUAAUCUUUCUUCUAUUAUCAAUAGCCUUAAAAACGACCAACGCUUCAAUCCACAUCUAUCAGAAGCAACUCUUCAAUGAAGUAGGCAAUGCUUACCUUCUUCCGGGUGGAAGUGAAGGCAUCGCCGCCUCUCUCUCCUCCGACAAAUCCGCCACCGAUGGCCGCUCUUUUGUUCGAUUUGAGAAUAUCACAUUCUGGAGGACCCAGGCUGCUGCAGAUGAACAUUCUGACAUGGAACAUAGGACCUGGUUGAUACAAGCGGUGAUUUUUGAGGCUGCUGAUCGAAAUAAUAUUGGUGGUUCAGCUUAUGGUGGGCAGAGAUCAAUAUGUUGCACCCCUGAUCUUGCUAAGCUGGAAGGUUGCAAGCAAGGUGAAGUAAUUAGGAUACCGUCUGCAACAGAUAUUAAUUGGCCUAUUGUUUUAAACAUACAGUUCAGUGAGAACUAUUUAUCCACAAGUAUGGACAAUGCAGAGGUUCCUAUUACAAAAACUGGGAUGUAUAAUUUAUUCUUUAUAGCAUGUGAUCCGAAACUUAAAGGAACAGUAAUGAGUGGGAAGACAGUGUGGAAAAAUCCUGAUGGUUAUUUACCUGGCAGAAUGGCACCAUUGAUGAAGUUCUAUUUGUACAUGACAAUUGCCUAUUUGUUGCUUAGUGCUGUUUGGUUCUCCCAGUACAUGAGAUUUUGGAAAGAUAUCCUGCAACUUCAGCACUGCAUCACUGCUGUUAUUGGUCUGGGUUUGUUUGAAAUGAUAUUGUGGUAUCUUGACCAUGCAAAUUUUAAUGAUGCAGGAGUGAGGCCUGUUAUAAUUACAUCUUGGGUUGUGACAGUUGGAGCUAUAAGAAAAACACUUUCUCGACUUCUCAUACUUUCUGUUUCAAUGGGUUAUGGUGUUGUACGCCCAACUUUGGGAGGUCUUACCACAAAGGUGCUUCUUCUUGGAACAACUUAUUUUUUGGCAUCUGAAUUGCUGGACAUUACCGAGUAUGUAGGGACUAUCAAUGACAUAUCAGGAAGAGCAAGACUCUUCCUAGUCCUUCCUGAUGCACUCCUGGAUGCAUUUUUGAUAUUGUGGAUCUUCACAUCUAUUUCAAAAACACUGGAGCAGCUACAGGCAAAGAGAAUAUCUGUAAAGUUGGACCUCUAUAGGAAAUUCUCAAAUGCAUUAGCUGUGGCAGUGAUUGCUUCUGUUGCAUGGAUAACUUAUGAGGUAUACUUCAAAGCAACAGAUCCAUUCAAUGAGAGGUGGCAGAGUGCUUGGAUCAUCACAGCUUUCUGGGACAUUCUUUCAUUUGCACUACUCUGUGUUAUUUGCUACCUUUGGGCUCCAUCUCAGAGUUCCCAACGGUAUGCAUAUUCAGAAGAUGCGGCGGAGGAAUUUGAUGAUGAAGAAGCUCAAUCUCUAACCAGGGGACGGUCUGAAGGGGAUGUCAGUUUAGUUAAGCAGGAGAGGAAGAAUGGCAAUGCUGGUGCCUCUGAUCACGAAGAUGACUCAGAAGAGGAUAAGAGGGAGUAAAAUAUCUUGAUGGAACAUCUUUUUAAUCAACCUUAUCGAGUAGUACCAAAUGACCUCGACCAGAGCCCAUGGGGAGAUGAGCAUAUUGUCCUCGAAGUAACAAUUCUCCAAAUCAGCAUGCAAAGGGAACCGAUCCGUUAACCAAGUAUUGAUCUUGCCAACUUCUGCUUUGGCGACAGAGCUGGUAGAUGUCUUUUUCUUUGUGCAUGAGAAAAAAAAGGGUUACAAUUAGGCAUCAUAGCAAAGAUAAUGAAACAGGUAUUGAAAAGGCAUUGUUAAAUCUUAUGUCCGGAUGCAUGAGAUUAGGUGUUGUAAUCAUGAUGUUUCUUCUUUGUAGUAAUGUUAGGUGUGUGAUUUGAAAUUUUGCUAACAUGAUAGCGAGAUGGGUCGGUUUCCAUCUCAUUUUUUGGUGUUUGAUUGGGAGAACAAGAUUUAUCAAAGAAGAUUUGUUAUGUUUCCACUAGCCGUUAUAGUUUUUAAUAUGCUUCAAAACUUUUAACAAAUUG
Durio zibethinus is the source of this 2241-nucleotide messenger RNA. RefSeq lists its product as uncharacterized. NCBI's taxonomy places the organism in Eukaryota, Viridiplantae, Streptophyta, Magnoliopsida, Malvales, Malvaceae. The record is from RefSeq and is a predicted model, not a curated record. Gene Ontology annotation, cellular component: membrane; Golgi apparatus. Gene Ontology annotation, biological process: transport.